Messenger RNA from Erpetoichthys calabaricus (reedfish), 1645 nucleotides. It is a transcript of the gene efna1b, whose product is annotated as ephrin-A1b. The transcript is spliced from 5 exons. Bases 182 to 808 code for a protein of 208 amino acids. Lineage: Eukaryota; Metazoa; Chordata; Cladistia; Polypteriformes; Polypteridae. Gene Ontology annotation, biological process: ephrin receptor signaling pathway; axon guidance. Gene Ontology annotation, cellular component: plasma membrane. Gene Ontology annotation, molecular function: ephrin receptor binding. The record is from RefSeq and is a predicted model, not a curated record.
GGAAGGUUUGGUGAGGGACUGUAAAUCUGUACCACUGCGUACUGCGUUUACUCCGGCUCCUUAUCUGCACCUCGUGUAGAGCAUCUAGCAAAUUUGUCUUUUGGGAAAAAAGCAAAAAUUUUGACGGCCAUUUGGGUGACAUCAUAUACUGUGCAGUCGGCAACAUCGCUUCUAUUUUAACAUGGAUCUUUUGUGGAUCGUGUGUCUGACGACGUGCUUUUGGAUUGUGUCUGCUGAGAGGCAUAGUGUUUACUGGAACAGUUCGAAUCCGAAGUUCCUAUGGGACGACUACACUGUGGCUGUACGGAUCAACGACUACCUUGACAUUAUCUGCCCCCAUUACGAGGAAGGGGAGAUCCCCUCUCACGCAGCUGAGAGGUACAUUCUCUACAUGGUGGAAGCAGAGGACUAUGACACAUGCAAACCACAAUCUAAGGAUCAGGUGCGGUGGGAAUGUAAUCGGCCACUUGCUCUAAACGGGCCAGAGAAGUUCUCAGAGAAGUUCCAGCGCUACACUCCUUUUACCCUGGGCAAGGAGUUCAGAGAAGGCGAAACAUAUUAUUAUAUCUCAAGACCUAUUCACCACCAUGGGGAACAAUGCCUGAAGCUGAAGGUGAAGGUCGUGGGACAAAAUGGGUCCCAGCAGCCAAGAACCUCAGGAGCACACACACCAGGACUGCCAGCAGAUGAUCCUGCCAUUAGUGCUGCAGAUGUGAUGAAGAGCAUCGGCCAUAAUUCUCAUGCCCCAUUUGUGCCGGUCACCUCCCUGGUGACACUGCUUUCUGUUCUGUGUGUUCUGCUACUGUGAGAGUGGAAGUGAAUAAUCACCUUUUUGCUCAAUCUGUGAAAGCUGGUGCCCUUCCUGCUGGAUGCUGGAGAGAAACUGAGACAGGAAUUCACCUAACAUGCCAGGCAGGCAAUUUGGGGCACCAGAAGCGGCCAAGUGGGUGGCGGAAUCCAGAACCCAACAGACAUUUUGUGGGUGUUCUACCCUUGUUUACAAAAUAACAGUCAUUGGUUGAAUGAAGCUCUCAGACAGGGGUCAUCUUCCUGGUUUGGGCAAAAGGCAACGCACUUGUCACCAAAGAUGGGCCCAUUGCAGGAAGCAGAUUCUCUGUUUUGUGAUCAUUCUGCUUUUGUGGCAAUUCCUGCUUGCUCUGCUGAUCAAAAAUAAUGCAAGUCCUAAUAGACAUUCAGACACAGUGAAUGAAUGGACUCAAUCUUAGUCCAGGCUGAAAUGUGCCUGUGACUUGUGGUCAUAAUAUUCAGAUAAGCAAGUGAAUGGGGAGAGCUGGACUCCCCCUGAUUUGGACAACGCCUUUUGAAACUUUUUGCUCUUAAUGCACUCGUGCUGGUGGAUGUCAAGCCCACUGGCAACUUUGGACACAUGUCAAGCUGUGUAAGCUUGAUGUCAGACUUUGAGACAGUAUUUUUUUUUUGUGCCUGGUCAGAUGCUGGUAUCUGCAGGAAAACUGGAAUUCAUAUGCAAUGUAAAGAAUGCAUGCUUUGUUUUGUACAGUGUAAAAAGUGUACAGAUAUGUCAUAUUAACUUAAUCAUGUAAGAAAAUGUAGCACAUCAUGUAAGAAAGUGGAUCAUGCAGACAGCACACAAACUGUGUAUUAAAAUGGUUCAGAUUUAAUGAAA